This is a messenger RNA of Quercus robur (English oak), 2907 nucleotides long. RefSeq lists its product as uncharacterized. The transcript has 2 exons. Lineage: Eukaryota; Viridiplantae; Streptophyta; Magnoliopsida; Fagales; Fagaceae. The record is from RefSeq and is a predicted model, not a curated record. Gene Ontology annotation, molecular function: catalytic activity. The coding region runs from base 1 to 2907 and encodes 968 amino acids.
AUGAGUUGCUUAGCAUGGAACUGUCGUGGGCUUGGGAACCUACGUACAGGUAGAGAGCUUGUGGAAAUUACGCGGGCAAAAGAUCCCUCUAUAGUGUUUUUGGCCGAGACACUCACAGAUGAUGCAAGGCUAGAAAUUGUACAAAGAAGUAUUGAGUUUGACCAUCGAUGGGUUGUCCCAAGGGAAGGGAGAGGUGGAGGAUUGGCUUUAUUUUGGAAGUCUUCAAUCAAUCUGACCGUAGUAGAUUCUUCGAAGUAUUAUAUUCAUGCAGUCAUCAAUAAGGAUUCAGAAAAUGAAUGGCGGUUGACAGGUUUUUAUAGUGAACCAGAGAGAGCAAGGAGAAUUGAAGCAUGGGAUCAACUUAGGUACCUCAACUCUCAUUCUAAUACUCCAUGGUUGUGUGUUGGGGAUUUUAAUGAGAUCAUUAGGCAAGAUGAGAAGGUGGGAGGUGGAAUUAGGCCUCACAAUCAAAUGCAACUUUUUAGAGAAGUAAUAGAUGAGUGUGGGUUUAUGGAUUUGGGAUAUGUGGGUUCUAAAUUCACUUGGGCUAGGCAUUUUGAGAAUGGAAGCUCGAUAUGGGAAAGAUUAGAUAGAGGUUUAGCCACAAACAGUUGGUUUUUGAAAUUUCCCGGGACUAAGGUUCAUCACUUGCGUUGUGAUUCUUCUGAUCAUAUCCCCCUUCACAUUAUUUUCUCGGGUUUGGAAUCACACAGUAGAAAGAAGCCGUUUAGAUUUGAGGAAAUGUGGCUUUCCAAUCCGGGUUGUAAUGAUAUUGUUGAAGCAGUAUGGCAUAACUCUAGUACCAUUGAGUCUAGUGUGGGUAUUUUACAUAGGGUGGAGAAGUGUGGUAGGGAUCUAAGUUGGUGGAAUAAGAAUGUAUUUGGGAAUGUGCGGAGGGAGUUGGAUAAAUUGAGGAAAUUACUCCUCAAGGCCGAAGGUGUGGCUGUCCUUAGUGGGGAUAAUACUAGGGUUAGGCAGUUGAAGAAGGAGAUUGAAGUGUUGAGGGAUAGGGAGGCAACUAUGUGGGCCCAAAGGUCGAGGUUACUAUGGGCAAGACAAGGGGAUAAAAAUACGAAAUACUUUCAUAGCUGUGCCACAAAGAGGUUUAGGAAAAAUUUGAAUGAGGGUGUUAGAGAUGGAGAUGGUAUUUGGAAGGCCCAUCCGGAGGAGAUAGCACCUGUUUUUGUCAACUACUUUAACACACUUUUCUCUUCAUCAGGAUAUAAUGGGUUUGAAAGAGUGUUGGAGUUUGUACCUAAUGUUAUUACAGAUGAGAUGAAUUCUUCACUUAGCCGUGCCUUUGAUGCAAGUGAAGUUCAAGUGGCGUUGAAUCAAAUGGCUCCUUUAAAAGCUCCUGGACCGGAUGGAAUGCCCCCACUUUUCUACCAACAUUUUUGGGGCACGGUAAACUAUGAUGUCACUUCUUCCAUUUUGAUGUGGUUAAAUUCAGAUGAUUGUCUUCUCUUUUGCAGGGCAACCAUGGAGGAGUGUGGGAGGGUGCUGGAUAUUUUGAAUGCUUAUGAAGAGGCAUCAGGACAAAAAAUUAACAAAGCCAAAACAGCCCUUUUCUUUAGCAAAGCAACUGAUGAUGCAAUAAAGAAUAAUAUCAAAGAAGCUUGGGGAGUUCCAGAAAUUAUGCAGUAUGAGGAGUAUUUGGGUCUACCAUCCUUGGUUGGGAAAGGGAAAAAAGCAAGCUUCAACUACAUUAGGGAGAGGAUGUGGAGAAAAAUUCAAGGUUGGGAAGGGAAGCUACUCUCACAAGCAGGUAGGGAGGUGUUGAUAAAAUCAGUCAUCCAAGCCAUCCCAACAUACACAAUGGGAUGUUUCAAAAUUCCCUUGGGAUUAUGCGAUGAGAUUGAAGCUAUGAUUAAAAAUUUUUUUUGGGGACAACGAGGUGACCGGAGGAAAAUUCAUUGGGUUAAAUGGGAUGACCUAACUAAACCAAAAGUAGUGGGUGGUAUGGGUUUUAAAGAUCUUGCCAUGUUCAACGAUUCACUCCUAGCAAAACAAGCUUGGCGGCUUUUGCAUGAUCAUAAUACUCUCUUCUACAAGGUCUUUAAGGCAAGGUUUUUUCCCAAUACAACGAUCAUGGAGGCUAAGGAUUCAAGAUUGGGCUCUUAUGCAUGGAAGAGCAUUCUCAUUGGGAGGGAUGUGAUUCAAAGGGGAGCGAGGUGGAGGGUUGGAAAUGGGAAAAAAAUUAGAGUUUGGCAGGAUCAAUGGCUGCCAAGGAAGCAUCCUCCCUUGUUAUCUAAUUGUCCAAUUGUAGACUUUGAAGACUCAACUGUGGAUAUCCUCAUCGAUCCACAAACUAGGCAAUGGAACGUAGAGAUGGUGGAGGGUUUAUUCCAUGAGGAAGAAGCUGAUUUAAUCAAGAAUAUUCCAUUAGGCCGAACUGAGGCAGAGGACGUUCUGUUUUGGCCUUAUUCAAGCAAUGGGGUGUACAGCUGCAAAUCAGGAUACAAAUUCCUAAAAACGGAGGAAGAAUUGAUGGAGAGAGCUUAUGACUUGGCAACAACUGAUGACACACAAGUAUGGAAGCAGAUUUGGUCCAUGAAUGUGCCACAAAAAGUGAAGACCUUACUGUGGAGGGCGUGCCGUGAAGCCAUGCCAACAAAAAUUGCUCUGUUUCGACGCAGAAUUACAGAGGAUGACUUGUGUGUGAGGUGCCGAGAUGAUACAGAAAAUUCACUCCACGCACUGUGGUCGUGCUCUGAGCUUGAUUUGGUUUGGGCAAAUCCGGAACAGUGGAGUUUCAGAGGUGAAGUACAUUUCUUAACCUUCAAAGAACUCUUAUCUUGGAUAAUCAAACACACACAGCUGCUGGAAUUAUUUGCAGUCACGGUUUGGUCCAUUUGGAACCAGCGAAACCGAGUGCGGCUUAACCAAACAGCAGAUGCCAUCCAUUAG